AGUCCCAAAAUGGCAAUUAUUAACCUUAACUGCGUCGUCAUUGGAAGAAAUUCUGAAAAGGAAACUUUUACGAUUGAGAUUUCUAAUGACAAAAAGUAUGAAUUGCUUAAACAUAUGGUAAAAGAACACUUGGCGCCUUUAUUUGAUUCAAUUCCUUCUACUCAAAUCACACUUCGUUCAUCCCCCGACAAUGGUCCAAUAUUUAAACCAAUGGUUAGAAUUUCUAAAAACUUUACUACUUAA
This is a messenger RNA of Cetraspora pellucida, 243 nucleotides long. The record is from the annotation of a GenBank genome assembly. NCBI's taxonomy places the organism in Eukaryota, Fungi, Glomeromycota, Glomeromycetes, Diversisporales, Gigasporaceae.